AUGUGCCACUUUCAGGUCUCCUCACACUGCUGGUGGGUUCCAUUUUGUCAUAGGGUGCUGGCAGAUUACGGGCCUCCCAUUGCUGCUGCCAGGCCCGUAAUCUGCCAUGGGCCCCUGUACCGCCUCCUCAUGCUGCUGCCAGGUCCAGAGUGUGUCAUGGGUCCCUGUACGGCCUCCCAUUGCUGCUGUCUCCAUCGCCACACUCUGCCAUGUGCCACUUUCAGGUCUCCUCACACUGCUGGUGGGUUCCAUUUUGUCAUAGGGUGCUGGCAGAUUACGGGCCUCCCAUUGCUGCUGCCAGGCCCGUAAUCUGCCAUGGGCCCC
Staurois parvus is the source of this 324-nucleotide messenger RNA. Lineage: Eukaryota; Metazoa; Chordata; Amphibia; Anura; Ranidae. The record is from the annotation of a GenBank genome assembly.